This is a messenger RNA of Microdochium trichocladiopsis, 1677 nucleotides long. RefSeq lists its product as uncharacterized. The record is from RefSeq and is a predicted model, not a curated record. NCBI's taxonomy places the organism in Eukaryota, Fungi, Ascomycota, Sordariomycetes, Xylariales, Microdochiaceae. Bases 1 to 1677 code for a protein of 558 amino acids. The transcript is spliced from 3 exons.
AUGCAGCCUGCUUUGCAGGCCAACGGCCUCAGCAGCAAGACAGAGGAGCGUCCAGGGCUUCUGAAUGUCUCCGCAAAUGAAGCGAUGGCUUUGUUCAAGGAUCGCGUGCAAGGCACUGGCGCCGUUCCUGGACUACAUCUCAAUACCGUUCGUUAUCGCUACAGCCUCCCUGACGAGCAAAAGAUCAGAUUCCGUGUUCGAACGUUGCAAAAGCUGCGCCGCACUUGGAAGAACGAUGAGACAGAGGCCAAGUUCCUCAAUCUGGUGCGGCAUAUCGAAUCGGAUGGUUGUGCCUUGUUCGGAGGCCUCGUCGAUACCUCUGUAUUCGAAAGACUAGUUUUGAAGUACGAUGAGGUCCUCGAAGAGGCCGGCAACAAAACUUUCAUGCACUCUUACGUCAAUUUCGCGCACCACCCAGCCUUUCUGAAGGACGAAGAAUACACAGAUGCGUUCGGCCACCCUCUCCUAAUCUGUCUCAUCGCGUAUCUCAUGGGUGGCCCAGUCCGGGUGAUCGAUCUGCGAGGGAAAGACACCAAUCCUAUCAACAUCAACGCACAAGAUGAUAUGCUCCACGUUGACAACACGCCUUUCAAGGAAGAGUACAAAAUACUGCUCACUUGGCGGCGCGGCAAAGCUCAAGGCGCUUCUGGUCAAAAUUUCACGUUCCUCCCUGGCACACAUAAGGGGAACCGGGAUAUCCUCGUCGACAACUGUGGAGAUCCUUGGUCCACGGAGAGGGAUAGUUUGUUUGUCAGCCAUGAAGCUCUUGAUGGUCUUUUUCAAUUUCAAGAGACAAUCGGGGUGCCCCGUCGCGUUAUCGAGGUCAAUUACCCGGAGAAACCACUGGCUGCGGUGUUCCCCGCUGGUUCUUUGGUUCAUCAUCGCUACAGGAACAUGAGCGGAAGCCCUCGAAGUUGCAUUAUCGCAGCCUUUCACCUUGCUGUUCGCAAUCCAGGCGAGCUCAUCCACGCUAAGUUUCCGUCAGGCUCGAAACGAUCCCUCCUAGAAUUCCUUGUUGGCUUCCAAGACGGCGAUUCGGAUGACGAGUUUACGGAUAUUAUCUGCGAUAAUGCCAAGCGCAUCGAAGAGAUGAUCUGGGAACUUUCGUCACCCUCUGCUGAGAGCAUUCUGGUGGAUCUCCAGGGUCUUGCCAUCCUGGAUUUCGAUGACACUGUGGCACUUACCGAAUUCCUUUCCACCUCCAUGUUCUACGACAAGCAUGGACUUUUACAUCUCAUUCUUUACGAAGAUGGGCAUGAGGAGAUUCGAAAACCGGCCCGAAAGAGAAUUGGGGAAAUGCAGAAGGACACCAUGGCUCUGCGACUUGCGCAUGGAUGCCCCACAUCACUCGACUUGCUUCAGCCCGAGACAAUGAGAGUCGUCGCUGAUGCGAUAGUCGAGAUGGCCAAACGCCCGGAGCUUUACCCUAAAGUGCCACAUCAUAAUGUCACGUUCGAGUUGGCGUCCUUGAGAUACCUCUUGAAAGACCUUGGGGAGGCAAUCUUUCGGUGUGAAGGGACCGAGACUUUUCUUUGCACGUCGCUGUUCUUGUUCUGGGCUGGUGAAGAAAUUGUACCAUACCUGAAGGAGUCGGACCAAGCUGUCGUGAGACCCCUUCUUGGGAUGUUCCUGAGAAACUAUGCGGCUUUUCUUCUCCUUAUCGAGGGUUUGAAUUGA